GGAAUACCAUACCAUACCAUUUGGACGUCCCGACUGAUUAUGUCGAUACUCGGGGUCUUCACUCAAACGUGGGGCUGUCCAGCUCAAUUGAGGGCUGUUGGCAACGCUAUCUUCCCCACCGCACUGGCGAAGGGGCCAUGAAAUUCUCCUGCUGAGCCUAAGGUCGGAGCUGGGGCAUCCUGUUCUCGCACCCAUCGGACUUCACGCCGGUGUGCACUACCGAGCUGGGUGCGAUGGCGAAGAUCUACCCCGACUUCGAGAAGAACAAUAUCCGCGUCAUCGCCCUAUCCUGCAACUCACUCGAGUCGCACAAGCUCUGGGUCAAGGACAUCAUCGCGUUCAACGACCUGCGCAUGAACGACCUGCCGUUUCCAAUCAUAUCCGACGAAAAGCGGGAGCUGGCCGUGCAGCUGGGAAUGCUGGACCCCAUUGACAAGGACAACGAGGGCAUACCGCUCACCUGCCGGGCGGUAUUCAUUAUUGGACCCGACAAAAAGUUGAAACUCUCUAUGCUGUAUCCAGCCACCAGUGGGAGAAAUUUUCCAGAACUCUUUCGAGCUGUGGCAUCCCUCAAGCUCACCGAAGAGAAGAAGGUGGCCACUCCGGCCAAUUGGAUGCCGGGUGAGGCGUGCAUGGUGAUUCCAAGCGUCAAGGACGAAGAGAUCCCGCUGCUGUUCCCCAAGGGCGUCACGUCCUACAAUGUGCCAUCGGGCAGAAAGUACAUCCGCGUCACACCCCAGCCUGACCCUUGACGCGGCUGUGGACCGGCUGCACUUCGGCUGCACCGCAGACUCCGUGUUCCUGCAUUACUUGCGAGAUUUCAGUGCACUCACGCAUGCGUAGAAAACUUCACGCACACCAGGUGCUAUCUGUUUUUGCACGUCGCGUGUAAGCUACAUGCACGUGGUUGCUUGAAAAGUAUCGCGUCACUUAUACGCAAGUAGGAAGAAAAUUACGUCCCCGCGUCUCGCGAGAGACAAUGUCACAUGGCAUAUAGCACGAAACAUAAAAGAAAUGGUU
Messenger RNA from Dermacentor albipictus, 1020 nucleotides. RefSeq names its product peroxiredoxin-6-like. Gene Ontology annotation, molecular function: peroxiredoxin activity. Lineage: Eukaryota; Metazoa; Arthropoda; Arachnida; Ixodida; Ixodidae. Gene Ontology annotation, cellular component: mitochondrion; cytosol. Gene Ontology annotation, biological process: cell redox homeostasis. The record is from RefSeq and is a predicted model, not a curated record.